Messenger RNA from Adineta ricciae, 1392 nucleotides. Lineage: Eukaryota; Metazoa; Rotifera; Eurotatoria; Adinetida; Adinetidae. The record is from the annotation of a GenBank genome assembly.
AUGUUAGGAAUAGUUGUUCUUGUCUCGUUAUUAGCAAUGGUUGAUUGUCUCAAAAUUGGAAAAAUGGAAAAUUACAUAUUCAUAGGUGAUAUCAAUGAAACAUUGAUUAAUGUAACGAUAGAUCAAUGUACAUGUCAAAUGUUACAAUUAAAUAAAAUAAUUUGUGCUCUGAAUUAUUUCUCAUCGUCUCAAAGUUGUCAAAUCUUCUAUUCGGAUACUGAUACAAUUCAAGUCGAAUUUCAGUUCAAUUCAACACUAUUAUUUGUCAAUCAAUCAUUCAUAUCAGUCAUUGAUAACCAAAUAACUGGAUCAACUACGAGUACAUCAUCUUCAUCAUCAUCCACCUCUACAUCGUCAUCAUCAUCGACAACAUCAACAUCAACAUCUGAAGUAUGGAGAGCAACCGCAACUCUAAACACUGCACGAAAUCGACACACUGCCACACUUUUAGCCAAUGGAGCAGUUUUAAUUGCAGGUGGAUCCGAUGGUAGCGUACCUCUUAAUGAUGCUGAAUUAUAUGACUCUUCGACAGACAGUUGGACGAUAACCGGAAAAAUGAAUUCUGCUCGAUUUGGUCACACUGCAACGCUUCUAACCAAUGGGCAAGUAUUAGUGACUGGUGGAUAUAAUAGUGCAGGUAUAAUGUACAGUGCUGAACUAUAUGAUCCAUCAACAGGUAUCUGGAAAACAACAGCAAAUAUGGGCACUGCCCGAGGCUAUCAUACAGCAUCGCUUUUACCCAAUGGGAAAGUAUUUGUUGCAGGCGGAUACGAUUUUCUUGGUUUUCUCAGCAGUGCUGAACUAUACGACUCAUCGACGGGCGCUUGGAAGGUAGCUGCAAGCAUGAAUACAAAUCGAUUCAAUCAUACAGCAACGGUUUUACCAAGUGGCACAGUCUUAAUUGUGGGUGGAUAUGGUGAUAAGAUUCUCAAUAGUGCUGACUUGUAUAACCCAUCAAAAGACACUUGGACAACAAAAGCAAAUAUGAAUACAGCACGCAGCAAUCACACUGCAACACUCUUAUCAAAUGGAAACGUGUUAGUUGUGGGUGGAAAGAAUAGUAGCACUUUUCUUAACACUGCUGAAUUAUAUAACCCAUCAACAGACACUUGGGUGAUAAUAUCAAAUAUGAGCACAGCACGAUCAAGACAUUCUGCAUCAUUCUUACUAGAUGGAACCGUUUUGGUCGCUGGUGGACAGAACAAUGGAAGUUCUUGUGUUAACAGUGCUGAAUUAUAUAAUCCAACAACAGACAUUUGGACAAUGAUACCACGCAUGAAUGCUGCUCGAGCACAUCAUACUGCAUCAGUUUUAUUAGAUGGAACAGUUUUAGUGGCAGGCGGAUCGAAUAGUGGUACGAUUAAUGCUCUCAAGACCGCCGAGUUUUAUUAG